This is a messenger RNA of Angiostrongylus costaricensis, 531 nucleotides long. The record is from the annotation of a GenBank genome assembly. NCBI's taxonomy places the organism in Eukaryota, Metazoa, Nematoda, Chromadorea, Rhabditida, Metastrongylidae.
AUGAAUAAUUUGGUAUUGUAUCUAGGGCCACGUACAAAUUCAACGACGAUGAUUCGCAAUCGAGUCCGGGCGCUGAUGAGGUUUGGUUUUAUGGAUUUGCUAAUUGCUCUAGGGUAUUCAGCAUUGCUUGUAAAGGCCUACGAGUCCAAAUUCUUCUCGGAAAUGACUUCGGGUGCAGAAGUCCAAACCCUUUACAACUUAUUGCAAUCAUCACGAAUUUGUCGUUCAAUUGCUGGACCACAUGCGAACUUACCACCAACGCUUAUAGCAGCCCAGCCGUUUCUUUAUGCUCAGAUGCAGGCGCUCAAGGUAUGCAGUUGUAAUCUGAUUGGAGAUUUCGUUUCCUUCGAAGUACUCAACGUUUUAUCACUCAAAUUAUAUCGCUAUUCUCAGUGGUCGGAGACGCUCUGCAAUACACAUGAGAUCGAUCCCGGCGCUCCAGGUUCACCAAGCCCUCCGUCUCUCCGGGUUCGGCAAAUUGGUACCAGACUUGUCCAGGAGGUUAGCAGCAUUAGCUCGAUACAUCGGUGA